Messenger RNA from Neomonachus schauinslandi (Hawaiian monk seal), 2524 nucleotides. RefSeq names its product family with sequence similarity 43 member A (gene FAM43A). The record is from RefSeq and is a predicted model, not a curated record. The transcript has a single exon. Bases 968 to 2269 code for a protein of 433 amino acids. NCBI's taxonomy places the organism in Eukaryota, Metazoa, Chordata, Mammalia, Carnivora, Phocidae.
CCUAUAUUUACCCGAGAUCUUGCUCCCGGACCGCAAGGAUGUGAGGCUGGCAAGCCGGUUACCGCUCGCAGCACGGGACGGGCGCGCCGCAAGGGCGGGCAGCAGACCUCGGGGACCUCGGGAGCGGAGUCGGACACCUCCGGAGGGAAGAAAUGAGGUAGCGACCGUCCCGGAGCCAACCAUGCGCGCGCCCCACCCUCGGCGCCCCGCGCUGCCCCGGCCGAGCCAGCCGGGACAGUGAGCCCGCCGAGCCUGAGUCCCCGCGUCGGGCCGGAGCGAAGAUGCAGUGAGCCACAGGCGGAGUGCUGCGCCGGGCCCGCCGCGGCCAGCCGGGGCAGCAUCUGACUGCACUCCCAGCAAGCCGCACAUUCUGGGACCAGCCCAGCCGAGGGGCUCUCGGGCUCCAACACCCCUUGGGGGCGGGGAGUCCUGGCCCCUGGGCACACGCUAUCGAGUUUCCGCGGUUUCUAGUCCCAGUCCUGGGGAGUGUGUGUUUGUGUGUGUGUGUGUGAGAGAGCGAGCGAGAGCGGUGGGCCUUUCCAGGUUCACCGAGGAGUUCCUGCAUAUUCUCGCCCCGUCCCGGCUGCUUUGGCUGGGGCACCCUCUGCGCGCGCGUAUCUCUUUUUAACGUUCCACUCUGAUUUCGUCUUUCUCUCAUUUUGUUUGCCUAAGACUCUUUGCCCUCGUCCUUGCCCUGGCUGGGGUAAAUCUGUGCGCGCUUUCCUCCUCCCCCCGCCCCCUCGCAGCUGAAUAUUUUCGUCUCUUUUAAAAUUUGUACCCGUACCCCCUUCGGCGGGGUCCCUGAGCACGAUACUCCCUAACCCCCUCUCUACCACUGGGCCACUCCCAGCAGAGUUUUAUUUUUCUGCCUUGCCCGGGCCGAGCCCGGCCGGGGCGGGUGGCUCAGCGGGUCUUGUACCCCGCGCUCCGCCGCCGCCGCCCAGCUGCGCGGGGGCGCCCUCCGGAGAUGCUGCCGUGGAAGAAGCACAAGUUCGAGCUGCUGGCCGAGGCGCCGCCACGGCAGGCGUCCAAGCCCAAGGGCUACGCGGUGAGCCUGCACUACUCGGCGCUCAGCUCGCUGGCGCGGGCGUGCCCCGAAGGCGCGCUCAGCCGGGUGGGCAGCAUGUUCCGCUCCAAGCGCAAGAAGCUGCACAUCACCAGCGAGGACCCCACGUACACCGUGCUCUACUUGGGCAAUGCCACCACCAUCCAGGCGCGCGGCGACGGCUGCACUGACCUAGCGGUGGGCAAGAUCUGGAGCAAGAGCGAGGCGGGUCGUCAGGGCACCAAGAUGAAGCUGACUGUGAGUGCGCAGGGUAUCCGCAUGGUGCACGCCGAGGAGCGCGCGCUGCGCCGCCCGGGCCACCUCUACCUGCUGCACCGCGUUACCUAUUGCGUGGCAGACGCGCGGCUGCCCAAGGUCUUCGCCUGGGUAUACCGGCACGAGCUCAAGCACAAGGCGGUAAUGCUGCGCUGCCACGCGGUGCUGGUGUCCAAGCCCGAGAAAGCGCAGGCCAUGGCCCUGCUGCUGUACCAGACGUCGGCCAACGCACUGGCGGAAUUUAAACGGCUCAAGCGGAGGGACGAUGCGCGUCACCAGCAGCAGGAGCUGGUGGGCGCGCACACCAUCCCGCUAGUGCCGCUGCGCAAGCUGCUCCUGCACGGACCCUGCUGCUACAAGCCACCGGUGGAACGCAGCCGCAGCGCGCCCAAGCUGGGCUCCAUCACCGAGGACUUGCUCGGCGAACAGCAGGAGCAGGAGCUGCAGGAGGAAGAGGAAGAGGAGCACACGGAGGGCUGCCUGGAGGAAGAGGAGGAGGAGGAGGAGGAGGAGGAGGAGGAGGAGGACGGUGCUGAGGACGGACACCCGGCAGUUGAAGAGGCCAAGGCGCAGCGGGCGCUGGUGGUGGCUAUGCACUUGGAAUGCGGGGACUUGCUGGACACGCUGGAGAGUGGCCGCGAGGAGGCGCUAGGGGGCGGCGGGGUCUCCCUGGGCCCUGGGGCUGGGCCGUCGCCUCUGCUGCUGGGCAGCGCCUCCGACAUGAAGGCCGAGCUGUCCCAGCUUAUUAACGACCUGGGAGAGCUCAGCUUCGGCAACGACGUGCGCAGCCUGCAGGCCGACCUGCGGGUGACGCGCCUGCUGUCCGGCGAGAGCACCGGCAGCGAGAGCUCCAUCGAAGGCGGGGGCCCGGACGCCACCUCUGCCACCGCCGGGGACCGGUCGGGCCCUACUGACGGCGCCAACCCAGAGGAGCCCCACUCGGGUUGAGACCUCAGCAGCCCCCUGCGCGCGCCCCUGGCGCCCCAACGUGACUCCCCACCCGUCUUUUGGACACCCCCCUUCUCCUGCCUUCCCCGCCCGCCCCCAGGAAAGGGGAAAGGGGACACUUGAGGCCCAGAGUUACCCUGGCCCUCUCCUGCAGCACAUUUGGCUCUGUUAGAAGCGGGGCUCAGGUUGCGCGUGGAGAUGUGCGAGGGGGCAAAGGGCACGGAGGGAGAGAGAGGCAGGGCCCUGGGGGCCGGG